This is a messenger RNA of Pelobates cultripes (western spadefoot toad), 24258 nucleotides long. The record is from the annotation of a GenBank genome assembly. Lineage: Eukaryota; Metazoa; Chordata; Amphibia; Anura; Pelobatidae.
AUGGCCGCCAGGCCCGUAUUGUAGUAAAAGAACUGGGGACACCAACAUCCUGCGACGUGUACGCGCAAGCAACGUCACACGUCCCAGGCGUCUACGGGACCUAACUUCGUUGGUUGAGCGAGCGUCAGGCGCACCCGCACGUGAUUACGUGCGACUGGAGAACCCGAGACCGGGCGCCGCAGUUCUCGCGAUAAGAGCCGAGGCGUCCAGGCUUUGGGUCAAGCAGUCAGUGAUGGAGCUGUAUGACGAACUGCCUGAACCUCCGCGGGCCCCUGGUGAGGCAGCCAUUUUUAAAACCCUCACAGACACUGCCAGGCGUUACCAUGGAGAGGGCAGACAGGAAUGCCAUAGUGUGCCAUAUAACCAUCUCAUUACACCGUCCCUUUAAUAAAACACUCCUCUCAUAGGGCAGCAAUGCCUCCAAUACAGUCUUACUAUAUACAUUCCAUAUAACCAGGACAUUACACUGCCCCUUUAAUAAAACACUCCUCUCAUAGGGCAGCAAUGACUUCAAUACAGUCUUACUAUAUACAUUCCAUAUAACCAGGACAUUACACUGCCUCUUUAAUAAAACACUCCUCCCAUAGGGCAGCAAUGCCUUCAAUACAGUCUUACUAUAUACAUUCCAUAUAACCAGGACAUUACACUGCCCCUUUAAUAAAACACUCCUCCCAUAGGGCAGCAAUGCCUUCAAUACAGUCUUACUAUAUACAUUCCAUAUAACCAGGACAUUACACUGCCCCUUUAAUAAAACACUCCUGUCAUAGGGCAGUAAUGCCUUCAAUACAGUCUUAUUAUAUACAUUCCAUAUAACCAGGACAUUACACUGCCCCUUUAAUAAAACACUCCUCUCAUAGGGCAGCAAUGCCUCCAAUACAGUCUUACUAUAUACAUUCCAUAUAACCAGGACAUUACACCGUCCCUUUAAUAAAACACUCCUCUCAUAGGGCAGCAAUGCCUUCAAUACAGUCUUACUAUAUACAUUCCAUAUAACCAGGACAUUACACUGUCCCUUUAAUAAAACACUCCUCUCAUAGGGCAGCAAUGCCUUCAAUACAGUCUUACUAUAUACAUUCCAUUUAACCAGGACAUUACACUGCCCCUUUAAUAAAACACUCCUCUCAUAGGGCAGCAAUGCCUUCAAUACAGUCUUACUAUAUACAUUCCAUAUAACCAGGACAUUACACCGUCCCUUUAAUAAAACACUCCUCUCAUAGGGCAGUAAUGCCUUAAAUACAGUCUUACUAUAUACAUUCCAUAUAACCAGGACAUUACACUGCCUCUUUAAUAAAACACUCCUCCCAUAGGGCAGCAAUGACUUCAAUACUGUCUUACUAUAUACAUUCCAUAUAACCAGGACAUUACACUGUCCCUUUAAUAAAACACUCCUCUCAUAGGGCAGCAAUGCCUUCAAUACAGUCUUACUAUAUACAUUCCAUAUAACCAGGACAUUACACUGCCCCUUUAAUAAAACACUCCUCCCAUAGGGCAGCAAUGACUUCAAUACAGUCUUACUAUAUACAUUCCAUAUAACCAGGACAUUACACCGUCCCUUUAAUAAAACACUCCUCUCAUAGGGCAGUAAUGCCUUCAAUACAGUCUUACUAUAUACAUUCCAUAUAACCAGGACAUUACACUGCCCCUUUAAUAAAACACUCCUCCCAUAGGGCAGCAAUGCCUUCAAUACAGUCUUACUAUAUACAUUCCAUAUAACCAGGACAUUACACUGCCCCUUUAAUAAAACACUCCUCUCAUAGGGCAGCAAUGCCUUCAAUACAGUCUUACUAUAUACAUUCCAUAUAACCAGGACAUUACACUGCCUCUUUAAUAAAACACUCCUCUCAUAGGGCAGCAAUGCCUUCAAUACAGUCUUACUAUAUACAUUCCAUAUAACCAGGACAUUACACUGCCCCUUUAAUAAAACACUCCUCUCAUAGGGCAGCAAUGCCUUCAAUACAGUCUUACUAUAUACAUUCCAUAUAACCAGGACAUUACACUGUCCCUUUAAUAAAACACUCCUCUCAUAGGGCAGCAAUGCCUUCAAUACAGUCUUACUAUAUACAUUCCAUAUAACCAGGACAUUACACUGCCCCUUUAAUAAAACACUCCUCCCAUAGGGCAGCAAUGACUUCAAUACAGUCUUACUAUAUACAUUCCAUAUAACCAGGACAUUACACUGCCCCUUUAAUAAAACACUCCUCCUCAUAGGGCAGCAAUGCCUUCAAUACAGUCUUACUAUAUACAUUCCAUAUAACCAGGACAUUACACUGCCCCUUUAAUAAAACACUCCUCCCAUAGGGCAGCAAUGCCUCCAAUACAGUCUUACUAUAUACAUUCCAUAUAACCAGGACAUUACACUGCCCCUUUAAUAAAACACUCCUGUCAUAGGGCAGCAAUGCCUUCAAUACAGUCUUACUAUAAACAUUCCAUAUAACCAGGACAUUACACUGCCCCUUUAAUAAAACACUCCUCUCAUAGGGCAGUAAUGCCUUCAAUACAGUCUUACUAUAAACAUUCCAUAUAACCAGGACAUUACACUGCCCCUUUAAUAAAACACUCCUGUCAUAGGGCAGCAAUGCCUUCAAUACAGUCUUACUAUAUACAUUCUAUAUAACAAGGACAUUACACUGCCCCUUUAAUAAAACACUCCAAUCAUAGGGCAGCAAUGCCUUCAAUACAGUCUUACUAUAAACAUUCCAUAUAACCAGGACAUUACACUGCCCCUUUAAUAAAACACUCCUCUCAUAGGGCAGUAAUGCCUUCAAUACAGUCUUACUAUAAACAUUCCAUAUAACCAGGACAUUACACUGCCUCUUUAAUAAAACACUCCUCCCAUAGGGCAGCAAUGACUUCAAUACUGUCUUGCUAUAUACAUUUCAUAUAAGCAGAAUUAGAGAACAAGGAGUGGGGUAUUUUUGUAUAACCAAUGCAAACAGCCAAGGGAUAUAUGUAGAAUUUAUGGCAGAGAAAUGUGAUGUAUGUCACUAGGAUGGAACACUAGAUUUGGCUAGAUUUUGACUGAUUGUGUUACAACAUAUUACAACUAUUAUUAUACAACUAUAGUUAGUAAUGAUACAAUAAAGGUAUUAUAGUUUGCAGAGCAUUAACCAGCACAGGAUUAAAAAGAAAAACAUAUAUUGUGGGAGAUACUAAUGACUAAAUUGUUACUUUGCAUAGGUUUACCUUGAAUUCUUUUAUAUCAAUUCUUCUACUUAAAGCUAGAGGUUACUUUCUACUGAUUUUGAACAUAUACAAAACCAUUGGUAGAAUAUGGACUCAUUCAUUGUAAAUAAAACUGUUUAAAUAUAUAUGUGUGUGUGUUGUGCACUGGUAAUUUGUGUAUAUCGAAUUGUAAAAUCCAAAGUUAAAGGUUGUAAAAUAAUCUUGUUGUAGAGAAUGUCUUGAAUUUAAUGGCAUCAUCAAUUAAAUUGCCUGUUUGCAGUUAAUAUGCAAAACUGUGUGUGAUUGUAUGUGUGUUGUAGGGAAGAGGAUUAUUCUGCAGCUCUGUGUAUAACUAGCAGUGUGUGUGACUUCCCUGAGCUCCAGUGGGGACCAGGCUGGCCAGGUAAAGAUCAAGGAGGUUGCUUUACUCCAGUGUGGAUUCCUGUUCACAAGUGCUGGGAGGAAGUGAUUUGAGAUCACUUCCUCUUAGUGCUGCAGUGCAUUAAUUGAAGAUUGGCUCUCACCACCUGCAAUCUCAAGUUGCACUAGAAAAUAUCUGAAGUUCCUCUGUGACUCCUGAUAGGCCACAACCUUUUUGUUUCUAGGAGCCUUGAGUGCAAGCUACUGUUAAUUUUUUAUUUUAUUUUAUUUUUUCCAGCUUAAUGAAGUGGUCUGGGUGCCAGGUCCAGCUAGGUUUAACCCUUUUUUUUUUUUUAUAAACAUAGCAGUUUCAGAGAUACUGCUAUGUUUAUAAUAGGGUUAAUCCAGCCUCUAGUGGCUGUCUCAUUGACAGCCGCUAGAGGACUUCCGCGCUUCUCACUGUGACGCCAGCGUCCAUAGGAAAGCAUUGUGAAUGCUUUCCUAUGGACUGGCUGAAUGCGCGCGUGGCUCUUGCCGCGCAUGCGCAUUCAGCCGGUGACGGAAGAAGGUGGAGGAGGAGAGCUCCACGCCGGCGCUGGAGAAAGAGGUAAGUUUAACCCCUUCCUCCCCCCAGAGCCCGGCGGGAGGGGGACCCUGAGGGUGGGGGAACCCUCAGGGCACUAUAGUGCCAGGAAAACGAGUAUGUUUUCCUUGCACUAUAGUGGUCCUUUAAUUCAGUGUUGUAAUUUCAGAGAAGUGAAAGUUCCUCUUUAAACAGAAGACUUGAAGCACCAUAAACACUAAAGCCCACUGUGGUGGUUAUGGUACCAAGAGUAUCAUGGCACCCUGUCAGUGUAAGUGGUAAAACCGUAUAAGACCAGUUUGAGAAAUUACAUUGGUCCUGCUGCGUGCCUGGUUCUGCCUCCUCUGCACUGAGCUAAGCCUGACGGUGCAGGGUUACGCUUAUUGACUGAGAGCACUCAGCUGACGCUUUCAGCCAAUGAGCACAGCCCUGGAAAACAGGGUUUAGCUUAGUGGAGCUUGCAUGAGCUUUCAGCUACAAACGAGGUGGUAAUUAGACAUCUUGCUGUCAUCUGUUGAGAUGUCUCUGAAGACAUUUAAAGGAUCACUAUAGGGUCAGGAACACAAACAUGUAUUCCUGACCCUAUAGUGCUAAACCCUUUAAGUGGCUUGCCCGGCUUGGCCCCCCUAUGAAAGUUUAAAACUCUUAUUAUAUAAACCUUAUUUUCAGCACCACGCUGGUCUGCUGGUGCUGGCUCUGCCCCCUUUGUGACACCAUCAAAAUGGCCCAUAGGGAAAGCAUUGGAUUGGCUUAAAUCGGCACGGGGGCGGGCCAAAUGUAAUUUUGGCCAAUCUGGACCUCCUCAUAGAGAUGAAUUGAAUCAAUGCAUCACUGAGGAAAAUUCAGCGUCUCCAUGCAGAGCGUGGGGACGCUGAACGGCAGGGCUGCUUACUGUGCAGCCCUGAGUCAGGAAGCCUCUCCAGUGGUCAUCUAAGGAGUGGCCACUUGGAGGUGUCCCUAGGGGCAAUGUAAACACUGCUUUUUCUCUGAAAAGGCAGUUUUUACAUGAAAAUGCCUGAAGGGAGCUAUUAUACUCACCAUAACAACUACAUUAAGCUGUAGUUGUUCUGGUGACUAUAGUGUCCCUUUAAGGGAGACAGUCACUGGUUGGAGCUAACGGAAAAGGUGUUGGGUUUGGGGGAGUAGUAGUAUAUUAGUGUGUUAUUGGCAUAAUAUUGAAAUCAAGUGAAGUGUUCUUUUUUUCCGAGACCAGGACAUGCAGAUAUUGAAACAUAAAACAAACUGUUAUCACAUCAAGGAUCGUAGCAAGUGCCAGAGUUGAAAACACUUGUAAGAAAUAAGAUUUUGAGGAAAUUAUUUCAUUGAAAGUGCAAUACAGAGAAGUUGACAGUGAUUGUGACAGGCAACAUGACAUUUUUGGAGGUUGAGUAGAGAGAAGUAGCCCUUCAAGUAAGAGGAGUUAGUUGGAAUAGAUAGAAGAUCAAAUUUGAAAGGAAGCAGAAACAUGCUGGUGUUAAAAGAUAAGUGAAUAAGAAUUAAAGCUAAAGUAUGAAUUUUUGUUUGUCGGUCUGAAUAGCAGUGUAAGCAAUUUGUGUAAAUAUGUUGUCAGUUUUAGAUUUAAUGUGAUGGGGCUAUUCCUGAGCAAUAAGAUGGUAUAGGUGUAGAGUACAGGGAAUAUAUAUAUUUAAAAUUUUAGGAAAAAACCCCAAGUAUUUGGUAUUGUAUGAAUAAAAUGUAAUGACACGUGAUCAAUAAAUGCAUUUUUAGUGGAGGAAGUUAUUGGAAGAGUAAGAUUAUGCACACGAUUGUGAAAGUGCAUUUGUAGAAAGUGGGCUAUAAUAGUAUCACAGUUCCUAAUGCAAAUAUGUGAAGAGGAAUUGAGGUGGUGGGGUCAUCUUUUACUAGCAUUGACGAUAAAUUACUUAUUGUCUUAUAUUAAAGAGCAGUGUUGGAAUGAACCAUGAGACUAUAUCUCACGUUGUGUUUAAAUUGAUAUUUAAUGGAGGUUUAGGAGGCUAGUGUCAUGAAGAGGUAAGAACGUUGAGCACAUUCACACUGAUGGUGAAAAACAAUGGCAAAUAAGUAAUAGUGAUACACUGGAGUAGUAGUCUACUCUGUGACAUCCAAGGAGUUGGUAAGGUAAAGAUGUUUUGGAGGUUGUCAAAACUAUUUGUAUUUCUCCAAGAAUGAGUGUAUGUUUCUGUUCUGUAAAAUCCUUUUUUAACAGUGGUCAUGUGUACUCUGUUUUAAAAGAGAUUUUUAGGGGCAGGCUUCAAACUACAAAUCUAUUAUGUAUCUUACAACUUUAGACAAAAUUUCAGGUGAGUUGUGUAUUAACAGACCAAAAAGAACAAAUAGAUACCAUUUCUUUUUAACAGAAUGCUGUCCGCGACGGCCCCGGACUCAAUGAGAAGGCAUAUCUGGAACGCAUGGGGCCAUGCCCCGGACACUGGGACAUCCUGGGGGCUGGGAGGGGGACGGGGCGUGGAAGGGAGCCCUGGCCGGGGCCCUGGCGGCCUUUUCCCCUUGUUUCUGGUCGGGGGGGUGGGGGGCUGCGAUGGUCUUGGCCUUGGUGGGGGGAAUCAACACCCCGGGCGGCACACGAUGGGUGGCUCCGGGCCUGUGAUUAGGGCAGCGGGGGGUGGGACGCCUGGGAUGGGGGAGGGGACAGACAGUCCGGGGCCCUGGUGGCCUUCCCCCCUUUCCUCGGUUCGGGAGGGGGCGGCGGGCCGUGACGCUCUAUCCCACUCUAUCCCUCUGCUGCCCUCUUGGGGACCACCCGGACCCAGAGACCUCCCCCCUCCCGGUACCCUCCUUACACCCCCGUCCCGAGCCUCAGAACACGACUAAGGUACCCAGGACCAUGCCACUUCAACUCUGCUGCAUCUCCAUCAAUGCAAAGGGCCUUCAUAGUCCCACCAAACGUCACUCCUUACUGCAUUGGGCCCACAACCACAAAGCAGACAUUCUCCUGGUCCAAGAAACUCAUUUCACCCCCCACAAACACUUCCCACUCAAGAAUAAACAAUACAACCGCGCCUUCUUUGCUAACUCACCGGACGUAAAAACCAAAGGGGUGGCCAUAGUACUUAGAUCAUCUUGCCCGCUGACAGACGUGCAAGCCACCCUGGACAAACGGGAGAUACCUCACUAUCACGGGCAAGAUAGGCCCCACAACCUACUCCAUCUCCUCCCUCUACGCCACCACAACCCCAGAUCCAUCGUUCUGGCCAACAUUCUCGGCGCAUCUAGCCGCACACAAUACAACAUUUACCAUCAUAGGUGGAGACUGUAACGCCACUCAUCACCCCGUGAUAGACCGCACCACCAAGUCGCAGGGCAAACCCCGCACCUCACUAAACGCACCUCCCAUUUCUUGACCACACACAACCUCCUGGAUAUAUGGAGAGCCCAACACCCCUCAACCCUUGACUACACGUUCUACUCCCACCCCCACAACACCUACUCACGCAUUGACUACCUCCUAAUCUCCCCGAACCUGACCUCACGCAUCACACACACCUCCAUAGGCCACAUUACCUGGUCGGACCACGCUGACGUCUCCCUAACCCUCACAAUCCCUAACAUGACGCACCCAUGGACUUGGAGACUCAACCCACAACUCCUCCACGACAAAUCGGUCGUGACGUCCCUCGCAACCAAUCUCAAAGAAUACUUCACCCUGAAUGAGCCAUCAGUGUCCUCCCCGCUUACCAUGUGGGCAGCCCACAAGCCAGUUAUAAGAGGCAAACUGAUAGCUAUAGCGACGGCACGCAAAAAACGCCAUAACAAACAAUUAAUGGAAACCAUAGCAGAAAUAGGCCGUCUUGAGACCCUGCAUAAACUCCACCUACACCCCUCACACUUAGAACAGCUCACAACAGCCAGAGCACUUCUCAAAAGCCUUUCCUUAUCAGACACAGCCAAAGCCCUCACAUGGACUAAGCAAAAAUACUAUGAGAAGGGCAAUAAGGCGGACUCUAUGCUAGCAAAACGCCUCAAAAAUCUGACGGAAGCAAAACGAAUUUCCAAAAUUCGUACCCCAGAUGGGACACUGAGCGACACUCCACACACAAUUGGAGAAACCUUCUUACGAUACUUCACAUCCUAUCUAACCAUACUACAGACACACCUAGCGAUGCCAUCCAAACCCAAACUGACAACUUCCUAAGGCAGCUGUCCCUUCCCACCCUCACCGACGACGCCAGAACCCUAAUCUCAGCCGAUAUCUCCCCGGAAGAGCUAGGGGAAGCAAUUAAGACCCUGAAACCAAAUAAAAGCCCCGGCCCGGAUGGCUCGACGGCCAUUUAUUACAAAUCCUUCGGAGACAUACUCAUCCCCAGAUUAUUCAAAGUCUUUAAUGCAAUGCUCACCGGUGAACAGCUACCCCCCGAUAUGACUCAAUCUAACAUCACCUUACUGCCAAAACCAGGAAAAUCCCACGACGACCCAGGCCACUACCGCCCCAUCUCCCUCCUGAAUAUUGACCUAAAACGUCUGACGAAAGUCAUGACUACCAGAAUAAACCCCCUCCUACCGAAACUCAUCAACCCUGACCAGGUUGGCUUUAUCCCACAAAGACAGGCGCAAGAUAACACACGGAGAACCAUAGACCUAAUCUGGUACGCCAACCACAGACGGAUCCCAACGACAAUACUUUCCCUAGACGCCGAGAAGGCCUUUGAUCGCCUCCGCUGGCCCUACCUCUUUGCAGUACUCCGUAAAUUUGGAUUCCCAUCCGAAUGUACUCAAUUUCUACAAGCAAUGUAUCACUCACCGACAGCGCAACUGCUAAUACCCAACAUCACCCCUCCCUCCUUCCCCAUACUAAACAGCACCCGCCAAGGCUGCCCACUCUCCUCCCUCCUAUUUGCCAUAUCCCUCGAACCCUUACUGGAGACCAUACGUAACAACCCACGUAUCGAAGGCAUCCAAGUCCGCAACGAGCUGUUCUCUGUAGCUGCAUAUGCCGAUGACAUCCUCCUGACCCUAACCAACCCCAUUCAGUCCAUAACUGCUCUCUUGGCAACCCUACACGACUACUCAACAAUCUCGGGGUACCAACUGCAGAUACACACUAAAAUAACUGACAGCGUAAACAUGGAUAAGCUGACUGCACAAAUACAUGACACCCCCAACUCAUUCCACAAAGUGUGGGAUCCAUGGCUGGAGGUGAACAACACCCUCCCAUGGUGACCCGCGGCAAUCCCACCAACCAACACCACCCAAGCACAACUACAACAUGAUGCAAAUCUGAGGCUCGCCCCCACCUACCGCCCUUAACCUACCCCACCCCACCAACGGCGUUGGGGGGUACCCAGGAGGGCAGCACCAUCCUGCCUUUUCUUUUCCACAACACCCCUCGCCCCAGUCUCCCACACUCCCACCUUAUCCGCCCCAUCCCCCCCUUGAACAGUGAAAAUGACACACCCACGGGGCUCCGCUGAUUAAGCCUCUCACAACAAACCUUUCUCGGACAGCGACCCCCAAACCAGCCACCCCCCCCAACAGACUCGGGCUAACAUCUCUGGCUCAGUUGACUCAUAAGUCAUACCUCUCCCCUCAGCCAUACCAGGCUACAAAUCAGACCACCGCCUAAUCUGAGACCGCACAAGACACCACCACACACCGGUCCACCACAGGCGGUGUAACACACACUCUCGGAGACUUCAAUGCCAGACUUACCCCCGGACAACUCAAUGUUAUUCCCCACUGUUCUUUCCCAACUACUUGAUCUACAAAAAUGAAAAUAAAGAAUUAUCCAAAAAAAACAACAAAAAAACAGAAUGCUGUAAGGUCCAUUACUGCUUAACGUUCCUUACACAGUUUAUGGUGCAGUUGGUUUCAUGUUGCUAUCUUCUCUCCUGUUUUUGCGAAUCCCUGCAGCUGUGCAGAGGUCUGUUGAUUAUGCAAGGCACGUAGUAUAGGCUGUGAUGAAGGAGAUCAGUCUGACAUUUAUUGAUGUAUGUUUUAAACUGUCUUGAGGAAGUGAUCAUUGAAUGUUUGUCUGUAAAGAACAGAUUCUUUCAAAUUGCGUUUGUGACUAUCAAUGAAUUGUAUUAAAUAUCAUUAUAUCCCCAGUAUUGUCACCACCUGAUUCUGGACCUGCUCAUCUGAACUCCACUGGCAAGCGGAAAGCAGAAACAACUGACUCGGAGAACAGGGAAGGCUGUCAUCAGGAAAAGAAAGUUUGUAAAGGUUUUCACACAACUCAAAACUGCACAUGGCAUUUGUGUGUGGUGGGACUGAUUCCUCAAUGUGUGUUCAUAUGUAACUGCUCUAUUGAUUGUCUUGGCCAUCAAGUCUUUGCAAGGGUCUAAAGUGCUCCUUUCGAUCUGUGGUCAUCUAUUCAAUGUAUUCCUUUUGAUGUCACUAUAUGGAUAGGAGUAUAAGUAAUAAUUUUGUCUAUGAUGUUGACUGUCUAAUGUGAUUACAGAGGAAACCAUUAACUAUCAGAGUGUAAUUAUUACCCUUAAUAGAGCUUAAUUAUUCCUCUACUUUCUAAACCUAAUUGCUUGUAAAGAAUCCAAAAUAUAUUGUAGCGCUUCAAUAAAAGUAGUUUUGUCAGUUUAUGAUAUAUUGGCGGUGGGGGGGGGGGAGGGAAUCUGCAUAAUUGCUUGUAAUUCUGCUACUUAGGAUUUUUUUGGGAUGGAGGGAGGGGGAUUGAUUAGCCAUAAACUAAACUAGUGUACAUCUAAUAAGAUAUGGUGAAACCCAUAGUUCUAGUCGUGGGUCUCUCCGAUACCAUUUAUUGCCAUUAAAUUCUGUUCGUUUUAGAAAUAUUUUGUGUUCUUACUAAUCCAAUAUGUAGAUGUUUAAUACUUUUAGUAUUUUAAAAUGCAUCGUUUGUCUUUUAUGAUCUCAUUGGGAGUUAUAAGAAUUUGUGUAAAGUAUUAUACUUUGGCUAUUUAUCAACUGCUGUUGAUAAUUUGUUUUUGUUUUUUUUUAGGACUUCUUACUUUAAAAGCUCAUGUAGCCGAGAGAAGAGGAGAACGAGAGGAGUUGCAGGAUGCUCAUACCAUAUUUGACCUAAGCCAGGAGUGUCAGCCAAUGCCAGCUGACAUGUAAGUGGACCCAAACCUGAGUUAAGUGUCUUAAUAGCAUUUACAUGGGUGAAGAAUUGAGGAAAUAUUACAGUUCCUCUUUAAUUUCACAGAAGAAGAGUAAGUACUUUGUCAUUAAAACUCAUAUACUUGUAAUAUUGUAAGCAGGAUUUAUGUUUCCAGCUAACCUUCUGCUCUCUUAGUGUCAGUGUACCAGCACAGUCUUCCAAAACACACUUUCACAGUGGAGAAAGUAAAAAGUCAUUGGUUUUGCAAUUGUAAUACAGCUUCACAGCUGACAAAUGCUAAUGCUUAGAAAUGACAGAUUCCCAUGAGAAUUACACAGGAAUAGUGCUGUUCAGGUUCAAACAAAAAAAUCAGGAGCUAGAACUUUACUGAUCCCUUUUGGUGGUGCUCAGAAUAUUGAGGAUUUUAAUGUGAUGUAUGGUCAGGUGCAGGGUUUUUGCUUUUAAUAUUUAUUAUUCCUAUUAAUGCUGUAGACAACAGCUUCGGAAUAUUUCUGCUGCUACUAUGUGCAGUUCUUCAGGCCAUAGCAAGCAUGUGAAAAUAUAAUGUAUGACAUAAAGCAAUCACGCUAGACACUUGGGAGGACAGUGUAUAAUGUUUUAUACUUGCCAUUUUAAUAUUUUAUCUCUAAAUUCUGUUUCCUAUCCCUCCAUCUUUCAGUUCACGUUUACUAUACUUUGCGGUGUUUGAUGGUCAUGGAGGUAACCGAGCUGCACGGUUUGCCGCUCACAAUCUACAUCGGAAUCUCCUGAAGAAAGUACCUCGAGGUAACACAAGGGUGCAACUCUUUAUAGUGGGGGUUAUCAUGUGUCUGUGAGAGUCUGACUUUGUGAAUGUUGUAGGCGAGGGAAGCAGUGUAGAGAAGGCAAUGAAGAGGUGCAUAUUGGAAGCCUUUAAACAAACCGAUGAAGAGUUCCUGAAACAAGCGGCCAGUCAGUGAGUAUCCCAUUUCUUCAUAAUGCCCUCUGGUAAGAGCAUGUUUAGCCUUACAUACACAUAUAUAAUUUAUUUAUAAUAUAUUUUACCAGGAUGGAUAUAUUGAGAUUUCUCUCGUUUUCAAGUAUGUGAAAACACUUGAAAUAAGGUGUCACAUAGUAUGAAUGGACUUUUGAACCCAAGUUUUAAAAAUAUUUUGGUAUAAUACCUGGAAUACGCUUGUCAGUUCUCCACAUUUCCCAAAUAGUGCGUAAAUCCUACUGUUUUUCCUACUAUGACAGACCACAAUAAUAUUGGAUAUACAUAUUGUCAUGUACAGUGGGCAUGAUUCGGUCCCAGUAUUACCAGGGAUACCUGAAUUGCCUGGGGUUUUUUUUGUUAGCAUCUAGGGUUAACCUUGAAUGAUUGAUAUAUUUAUUCUGUUUUGCAUUUUUGUCUGUUAUGGAAGGAAAGGGAAAUCCUUUUUGAUCAAAAAAGCACUGCUAGGGCUGUGUUAUUUACUAUUUUCACAAAGAACCCCCGCUGUACCUACAGCUAGAACUUGAUAAUGUAACACUUUUGGGCCCCAUAAAUAUAAGAAUCCAGUGCUUAGUGCUUAUCCACAUCAGUAUUUUCAAUAGACAGGUGUCAUAUACUGGUCAUGUUUUAUGCAGCUCCAUGAGAAGUCUUUGCAAGGCAGAUGCUGUAAUUGCCUGCCUCUUUAGUUUAGCUCCACAGAGCUGAACAAACCAGGAAGUAGCGGGAGCCCUUAUCUGAUUGACAUCCAGGGGGUGUAACCAGGUUAAUUUAUAAAAGUUCCAAUUUCUAUUGAAAUCCCCACCCUUUGUCAAACUAAAAGGAAAAGAAAGACACUCUUCACACACUUUACUCAAGCUGAAGUGCUUGAGGGUCUGGAGUGUCCCUUGAUGGGGUAAUUUUUUACUUUUUAAAUCUUUACUUUCCUUGCGCAGACAAGUAGUGAAUUCAUAUUAACCCUUUCACUCCCAGAACAAAGUUGCAAGCACGCUUGGAGUAGUGUGCAUCAUGACACAUAGCUAUACCUAUUUACAUCCAAAUGUAAUUUCGAAAAAGCUUCUUUCGUUGAUCUAUAUUUUGUGUCUUACAGCAAACCGGCAUGGAAAGACGGAACAACUGCCAUCUGCGUUCUGGUUGCAGAUAAUGUCCUUUAUAUUGCCAAUCUUGGAGAUAGCAGAGUGAGUCUUCUUCAAAACUGUCAGCAGGGACUGAGGGGCUUUAGGGGAAAAAAUAAUACAUUUGACUUGUUUCAACCAUCUGAAAGUGCAUGGAUGCUUUUUGAUUGCAGGAAAUUUUUAAUAGUUCACGUAUAGUAGGCAAGUGGCAGUGGUUGCUGUCACGUGUGAACAUUUAAUAGCACUCAAAUGCACAAUUUGUAUACUCCUAGAAAAGCCUUCAGUUGUUCACAAGCACUCAGCCUCAUGGCAAUGAAUUUAUGAAACAGAGGAAAAAAUGGUCAUCUUGCAAGCAGAUAAUUAGUCAUUUUUAUUGUUUGCAGUUGCAAGUUAACUGGUUUGAUUUGUUAACCUGCAGUGCUUACACUGGUGCUUUUCUUGUGUGCAUGAACUGACCAAAAAGUAACUCUCUAAAUAUAUUUUAAUUUAUACAUUUAUUAGUAAUUUAUCGGUAAUCACCUGCAUAAAUUAAACGUUCUCAGACAAUAAACACACAUAAGUAGGAAUAUGUAUAUAUGGACGUAAAGACAAAUUAUAUAUAGUUAACCAACAUAUUCAAUAACAUACCAAAGGUCUUACACAAUUUUAUGAAUGUUGCCAGAUUUCACCAAGGAAAUGUGUAAUGUUUUAACCUUAAAAUAUAAUCAAAUAACUUGACUACAAGCAAAGUUAUUAUCUCAUUUAAAUGAAAAUCUUAUUGGCUAUUUUAACUAAAAGGUGCAGAUUUAAUUUCAAUAGGGGCCUAAGGCAGAUCUUGUUGGUCAUAUUUUUAAUGACUGGUCAACUUUAAAGGGAAACUGUCAUUUUUCUGUCAAUUAAACAUUCUAAUAAACACUAUUAAAAUGUUUUUUCUGACAUGAAGUGUUCAUGGAGGUGUAGGUAUUUAACACACCUUAAAAUAACACUAUAGGGUCAUGAAUAUAAACAUGUAUUCCUAACCCUAUAGUGUGAAAACCACCAUUUAAGUGGCUUGCCCCCUUAUAAGGUAAGAAAACGUACAUUAUUUCCAGCCCUGCGUGGGUUAUCCAGCUGGCUCUGGCCCCAAUUCGCCUCUUUGGCUGACAUCAUCAGAAUUGAUGAUCUUAGCCAAUCCAUAGGAAAAGCAUUGGAUUGGUUGAGAUCGGCAAGGAGGUGGGCGGGGCCAAACACUGGCUUGGCCAGUCAACAUCUCCUGUUAGAGAUGCAUUGAAUCAAUACCUCUCUAUGGGGAAAGUCUCCAUGCAGAGCAUUUCAUACACUGUGCAACACUUCCCCAGGAAGUCCCUAGGGAGCAGUGUAGACACUGCCCUUUCUCUGAAAAGGCAGUGUUAACAUCAGAAAGGUUGCACGGACAGCCUAUACUCACCAGAAAAACUACAUUAAGCUGUAGUUGUUCUGUUGACUAUAUUGUCCCUUUAACCGCAGAAUUAUCAAUAUUGGCACCACCAUAUUCAUGACAUGCACUGAGCACAUGUAUAGUAAGGCAUCUCUUCUUUCUAAGUUGUCAGUUUAACAAUGAUUUAUUUUUAGUAUUGGACAGGAUGUGCUAAACAUUGAUGUACAUCUGGGGCCUAUCCCAGGGUCACUGACACCUGGGUGCAAUAAUCUUUUUUAAGCCUUCAGAUGGUCAUGGUUAUAUCACUAACUUCUUAUCUUCACAAACCUACCCUUUUAACCACACCCAUUUCCUAUGGAAACCACUCCAACUCUUUGCCACCCACCCAAUUCACAAGGUAGCAUGUCACCCACUUCCUACAAUGCCAGCUUUGCUCCCAAAAAUCGUUUCCUUGCCAUCUUUGUGCCCAGAUUUCCAGUGCCAUCUCUGUCCCCAUACAGCUACCCAGUGCCAUCUCUGUCCCCAUACAGCUACCCAGUGCCAUCUCUGUCCCCAUACAGCUACCCAGUGCCAUUUGUGUCCAAAAAGUAGCUAAUCAGUGCCAUCUUUGUCUCAACACUAACCAGUGCCAUCUUUGUGCCUAAAUAGCUUAUUAGUGCAGUCUUUGUGCCCAAAUUACUUAUCAGGGGCAGACCAAGAAUCUAAUCUCAGUAGAGGCAUUUGUAAUGGGGUGAUAUGGGCUAUAAUUUAGGAGUUAUGGGUGUAUAGGGGCUGUAGUGGGAAGGUGGGGACUGAAGUAGUAUGGUUAGGAGCUGUAGUGGAGGGUAUGGGCUGUAAUUGGGGGUUAGGAAAUCUAUUGGGGGAUACGGACUAUAGUAGGGGUGUUAAGCGAUGAAUUUAGGGGUGGCUGUAAUGUGGGGGAUAUGGGCUGCAGUUUGGGGCAGGUGUAGUGGGGUGUAAAAGUGGGAAUAGGGGCUGUAGUGGGAGGUAUAGAGGGAGUAGUGGAGGAUAUGGGCUGAAAUUGGGAUGAUAGGGACUGCAGUGGGGUUAUAGGGGCUACUGGUGGGUUAAAAUGGCUUUUGUAGGGGGUUUAGGGGCUGUAGAAGGGUAUAGAGGGAGCAAUUGAGAGGUUAGGGACUGAGGUUGGGUAUAUGGGCACUAAUGUGAGGGUUACGGGGUGUAGUAGAGUAUAGGGGCAGUAAUUGUGGGGGGUGGGGGUUAGGGGCUGUAGAAGGAUAUUACAGCAGCAAUUGGAGGUGAGGAGCUAUAGUAGGGUUUAGGAGCAGCAAUUGGGGGGUUAGGGGCUGUGGUAUUGGUGGGUCGCUGGGUUAGGUGCUGUGGUAGGGUAUAAAGGCAGCACGUGGGGGUGGGUUAGGAGCUGUAUUAGGGUAUAGGGGCUGCAGUAGAGUGUAAGUGGCAGCAGUAGUGGGUUUAGGGGCUAUAGCAUGGGAUGGUUAGGCGUGCUGUAGUAGGUUUAGGGGCUGCUGUAGUAGGGCUAAGGGCAGCUAUUGGGGAGGGGGGGAAACUAGUUUAUAUCUCUCCUCCCUGAGGCUUACCUUGGGCUAGGGACGAGUAGAAUCCUGAUCUCUGGUGGUCCCAGGUGCCAGGGCAUUAAGUGGAGCCAAUCGAGGGGAUGGGGCCUACCACGAAGGGGCAGGACCUAAUGUGGAAGUGCGCAUAUAGCUGCAGAACGCCUGGGUGCUGUGCACCCCAUGCAUCCGCCCAGGAUUGGCUCUGUGUGCAUCAUAUGCCAUGCUUUGCCAUGCCUUUUAUAUGUUUAAUCCCUUAAGGACCAAACUUCUGGAAUAAAAGGGAAUCAUGACAUGUCAUGUGUCCUUAAGGGGUUAAAGAAAAGCAAAACCCUAAACUAACUUUUGGGGUUUUUUUUGUUUAAAUUGUUUUGUUCCUGGAAUUUCUCCCGAUACCUACACACUUUUCUUUACUGUGACUACAAACAUGUAGAGAUGGAAACAUUACUGUUCUCAUCCACAUUUAUAAUAUUACUUGUAUUGGUUAAGGAAGUGCAUGUAUCAUAACAUUUUUUUAGAGAAGUCAUAAACUGUACAAAUAUUGAUAUUUUUCAACAGUGUCCUUUCUUAGCUCCAUACCAUGAAUCUGUUAUCUGUUUUCUACCACUCCCCAGCUACAGACACUGACUAACUUGAUUGUGACUUAUCUUGCGAAUGGUUUGCUUCGGUUCUAUCCUGGCAGUCACUCAGGACAUGCUGUCAUUGAGUACAUCUUGCAAUAAUAACAAACACUGUUUGAUUUAACUUCUGUUACUUUAUGAAUACUCUGUAAAUGUGCAUCUAGUGUUCUGUGUCUGAACAUUCUAACAAUGUCUAUAAGGAGAGGAAAGGUCCCAGCAAUGUUUAGAAAGUGCCCUUCAGUGAUCUAAACAAUUUGUAAACUUGUAGCCAGUUACUUCCAUUCCCACAGCCUUAUUCUCUCAUGCACAUAGCCACGAGUCACUUCUUACAAACCCAUCACACUUUCAUGGGUUAAACUAAAUCUGGAAUUGUGUAUUACGCUGCCUGGAGUGGAGUUACACCUCUGGCAGCAGAGAGGUUUGACUCGGUAUGUACAGCAUUUUUUAUAUCUCCUGCUACACAUAAAGUUUCCAGGCAUUAACAUUUCAAAUCACUGAAGUGGUCAUGGUGCAUGGAGUAACCCUUUAAAUAUUAGUUAUGUAUUUUAAGUGUUACAGAAACAUACAGAAAAACCAGUCUGUGCAGCACAAUUAUGUGUACACACACACUGUAGGACAUCUGUUUUCUGUCAUUGUUUGACUGCAUCAGGGACAUUUUGUACAUUGACAUAGUUACACUUAUUCAUCAUGUCCUUGAUAUUUCUCUCUUAUUCUGAGAUCUCAGAUUAAUUUUAUUGUACAUUUCAGGUCACUGAUUUGUUUGGAGCUGUUUUUUCCACCACAUUAAAUUUAUCUUAAAAAAAGCGCAUGUGAAAUUCUAAAGAGGAUGGGCAAAUAUUUAUUUUAUUGGUUUAUUGUAUAUUAUUACCACCUGCUGUAAUUGCUGGGUUUAAGUUGCUUUGUUUUUCGUUCUAACUGUAGCAUUUCUUUCCUCUAGGCUGUGCUUUGUAGGAUAAAUGAAGACACCCAGAAACCCACAGUGCUGAGUUUGAGCAAGGAGCAUAAUCCUACUCAAUAUGAAGAGAGGAUGAGGAUUCAGAGGGCUGGUGGCAACGUGAGGUGAGAAACAUCACAGCUAACCUCUCUGUACAUAUUUAAACUAGAAAUCUCAACAUAACGUGCAUUACCUAUGACACCCAUGUAUUUAUUCUAUUUCAUAUUUCACAUAUGGGAAUGUUGUUAGAUUCAUCAAGAAUUAUAACACUAGCUUGCUGGGGUGGUUAUAGUGCCAUGAUUUGAUCUCUGCAGUAUUUAAGCACAAAACUUCAAAGUUCACGAUAUACAAGAUAUUUAGGGUUUCAUGUGUUCUUUUUUGGAGCUAAUUUCAACACUGGCUCCUGUCAACCAGCCGCCUGGAACAAGUUCUGUGCUGUCUAUAUUAAUUUUAUCUAAUUUUUGUGUAUUGAUGCUGCACACACAACUUGUUCUUAGAGAGCGGAGCCAAAGAGCGUUUAAUAUAACCCAAUUCAGUGAACAGUAAACCACACUGUGCACUACUGGAAACUUGAUGAGGGGUUUUUCUUGUUAAUGCCAUUUCUAUAUAUUGUAUUAAAAUUGGAAGUCAUUUUUUUUUUUUUAAUUCUUUAUUUUUGCUGUGCAGAAAAUAUACAUGAGAAGUUUGCAGUGCCACAAUAGCGGGACAAACUAUGCAUUUUCCAACAAAUUAGACACUUGUAAGGUGUUUGUAUGAUAUGCACAAAAUUUUUGGUAUAUGUUGAGUAUAUCAUGCUGGUUAAGUACAUCUAAAUAAAAUUAACAAACGUAAAUGAUUUUUAGUCCCUUUUUUGGAGGCUACCGAGACAAAGGCAUUAGACAGAGAGAUGUAUAAAUGCCGUAAGGGCAAAUUUGGACAUUAGUAUGGUGCUUAGGGUGUCAGCACAUACUUAGUAGUAAAAGCGUUAGUCAGGCUUUAACCUUAGUGUUGCACCAGAUGUGAUAUGUGUUUGUUGUUUAGGCAGCCUAGUUGAUUUCAGUGUAAGUGCAUUUAAUUUUAUUUGUUGCUUUCGCCCCUGCGGCGUUUGUGUGCCCUCCCCAGUUGCACUGAGUGCAGUGCUGCUUUGGGUUCUGCUAAUUCUGCGGGAUUUUUAUGUGCAUGUGUUGGGGAGGUUACUCCGGUUAGACUUCUAGUUUAGCUUCGUUUCCAGGGAAGCUGUGCCCCUUUGCACUACAUGGUGGUGCCUGCGGUGAAGUGUCAGUGCUGUGACGGUGUUGUUCUGGGUACUGUUUGCUGACUAUCUUGUUUAAGUUUGCAUAUGUGCGGUCUUUACUUGGGCAUGGGAUGUCUAGACCUGUGGACAGUCGUCAGGAGCGGAGACAGGCACCUCUCUAGAGGCUGACGCCACUGUCCGUGCUACAGGUGCCAGUGUAGUUCAGUGGUCAUGGUGGUGGUAGGGGGCCGGCCGCGGGGGUGUAUCUCAUGCUUAGCAGUGUGUCGGUUGGGUCUCAUUUGGCUAAGGGGGCUUUUGCCAAUGAGUUGUGCUGUCUAUGGGACAGGGCUCUUUUGUAGUAUGAGUACGCUUAGGGAUGGGAGGCUGUAGCAUGAGGUGUUAGCUCGUACCAUAGCCGGGUAGGCAGGGGUAGUGAUGAUUGCCGUGGCUGGGAUUCGUUUCUAUAUUGGGAGGGAGGGGGAGUCAUUUUUACCCCAAGGUUCCUCUUGCAAUCUACUUUAUCCUCCGUCAUAGUUCUAAAGUAUAGUGAAGGGAAUUGUCUGUAUCAUAAACAUUGUGAGUAUAUUAUUGUACGCUAAAACAAGUCUUUUAAGAUUUCCCUUUUGCCUUCAAUCAUCACAUGCCUACCACUUGCAUUUGUCAAGGGGCCCACUGCUUUAGGGUGUGUACAGUGUUCUGCAGAGUCAGCAAAUUCAGUGAAAUGCCAGCUAUCAGUUAGAGCCAUACUUGCAGAUAGCGCUCUGCCCAUGUCUUGGUUUUGUAUGUACAGAAAGCACUACCCUGUAGACAAUUUAGGCUUAACUCCAAUCCCUUCAGGCAGACAAUCUUUUAGAGUGCACUUAAAGGGCACUGUCACUUCCCAGGACUAAUAUUCUGUUUAAUUAAACCUAUAUUUAAAAAAUACGUAUUUAUGUGGUGUGAAAAAUAAAAUGCCUUUUUAUCCUGCAAAUGGAUACCCACAUCUUAGUUACCCCGUCAAUCAUUGUUACAAAGUUUGUCUCUAUUUUUUAGCUGCAAUGAUCGGCCAACUGUUGGAGUUAAGUCGUUAAGCCCUGAUUUUUAACGAGCAUUGAAAUGUCUGACGUGACAUGCAGGGCUGUUGGGAUAGCGUUGCUCAGACGUGAAGCACAUUCAGCUAAGUUAGGCAUGGCUUCCCCUGGGGUUAAUAACAGUGGCACUACACUUUACUACCUGCCGUGUUUUAAUUAAUUGUUAUGUAUAUUUUGUAAUAAUAAAGAUAUAUUUUUCCUAUACCAUUUUGUAUCGACUCCCUUUGAGUGCAAGGGAUUUAUCAUGUGUGUCCCAAAUCAUGAGCAGAAUAAGGCUUAGAGGAAAUGAGACUAGACAAAUAAGACCUAUUGAGAAUACUCACAUUAUAGGGCAAAACAGAGAGAAAAGAUGUAAAGCUGCUGUCCUUUACCUCUGUCAUUGGAAAUAGUAUAUGCACUGUUCAUCAUGAACAGUUCUCUUCAUGCAAACAUGAAUGCGAGGAAAAGGAAACAUAUUGUUGCCUGUCUGUUAUGACAAUGAGUGGUGUGAUGUACAUAAUAAUCUUAUAUGGUUGCAAAUUGAUUUGCCCUGGAUGCCUUAUUUUUUUCUAAUUACCAUUUCAUUUUUCUACUUAGAAACAUGUAGAAUUACCUAAUUAACUUGCUUAGCUCUAAUGACUUUAACAAUCUACACUAUGAGUUUUAACCCCUUCACUCUACUGAUAUGGCAAAUAUAUUAAGCUGCUAAAUAUGCCCAGUGUCUCUCUCAGUGCUGUGUUUUUCACUGUUAGUCACCUUCUUGACUUGAUAUAUUGCGUCGAUUUUUUUUUUUGAUUUUUUUUUGAGAUGCAGUUUUAUCUGUUAACUUGCUCCUUCUCUAUUAACUCGUUUUCCUCUGGUGAUCACAUUCACCUUUUAGAUGUCUUGUCUUCUUCCAGCCUAAUACUUUUUUCCAAUAUCAUUUUGCUACUGAUAUUAUUUAUAGGACAAUUAUUUUGAGAUUCACUCAUCAUGUUCUGUCUGUUCAACCUCUUCACAUUACCAUUUCCCUCUCCUUAAGGAACACUAUAGCGUUGGGAAUACAAAUAUAUAUUCUUAACGCUAUAUAGCCCUAGUCACCUAAACGGUAACUAUGGCCUUGUUCCGCGGUGAAUAAAUGGUUAAUUAACCAUUUAUUUGCUUACCUUAAUCCAGCACCGGGCUCCCUCGGUGCUGGUGACCUCUCCUCCUCCUCCAUCGACGUUGGCUCCCGAGUGGAGCCAGAGGCGCGUGCGCAUUCAAACCCGCCUAUAGAAAAGGGACACCAUAGUCACCAAAAUUUUUUAGCUUAAUGAAGCAGUUAUGGUGUAUAGAUCGUGCACAUGAAGUCUUACUGACAUUUAGGAGUUUAAUCACUUAUGUUUCUGUUUAUGCAGCCCUAGCCACACCUCCCUAGGCUAUGAUUAAUACAUAAUACAUUAUGAUUAAUACAGCCUACAUGAAAACAAAAUGGAUUCAUUUUCAAUCAGAUGUAACUUACUUUAAAAGUUUUUAUUCCCUGCUCUGUAAAUUGAGCUUUAAUUACAUACAGAAGGCUUUUGCAGGGUAUAGCAAGUUAUUAACAGAGCAGGAGAUAAGAAAUUAUAGAUUAAACAGAAUUUGCAAUAAAGGAAGUGUAAAUGAAGUUUAAAUGACUCUUUACAGGAAGUGUUUUGGAAGGCUGUGCAUGUCAUCUGCAGGGAGGUGUACCUAGGUCUCCAUGAACAAAGUGAUUUAACUCCUAAAUGAUAGAGAAUUGAGAAGUGAGACUGCAGGGGCAUGACCUAUACACCAAAACUGCUUUGAUACAGAGCCUUCCCCAUCACGGUGGACUAGUCUCUUAAGGAGUGGUCUCAAUCGUAAAGCUAGCCUUUUAGUGAAUAAUUUCAGAUCGAUGUUUAUUAAUGAGAUGGGCAGUAAUUUCCACAUAAUUCUGGGUUCUUCCACAGUUUUGGAAUCGGUGUAAUGGUGGCUUCUAAGCUAGUUGCAGUGAUCUGCCGGAAAUGGUUUAUUGAGUUGAUAGCUUCUAAAAAAUUAGGAAGUUCCUUCUCAAAAGUUUUAUAAUACACUAAGCAUUUUUUGUGCCUUUUUUUUUCACACAGAGAUGGCAGAGUUUUGGGGGUGCUAGAGGUAUCUCGUUCUCUUGGAGAUGGACAAUUCAAGCGCCUUGGAGUCAGCAACAUACCAGAUGUAAAAAGAUGUCCACUCAAUCAAAGUGACCGGUGAGGCUUUAUACAUUUAUUUAAUUUCCAUUAUAUUAGUUAAUUCAAGUAUAACAAUAUUUAAUAUUAAAGCAUACAUGCAGCUAUGAAUAAGUAAUAGGAUUUGACUUAUUGCUAAAAACCCACAGAAUGGUUUCCAUUUUAUGAUUUAUGCAUUAGGAAAAAUAUUUUUUUUUGUAUCGUAUCUAAUACUGUUCUUUCUGCUUUUAGGUUUAUUUUGCUAGCCUGUGACGGGCUUUUCAAAGCCUUUUCAGCAGAAGAGGCUGUAACAUUUAUCCUGACAAAUGUGCAGGUAAAUUACCUUCUCAUAACACAUAGGGCUCAAUUUAAAAUUCUGGUCCUCACAAAUCUCUUAAUGAUGCUCGCUAGGAUCUACCUAUCUUUACUAAUACACAAGUAAGUCCCAUCAGGCCCCAACGCUCUGCUGAAGACUUGUCUGUUCGCACUUGCACCUUCUUUAGGGCAGCACUGUCCCUAUCCCUGCUCAAUUAGACUCUCAUCCAGUUUUCACUCUUUCAAAUAUCUCUAAAAAACAAAUAAACUUCUUGAUAUUAAACUAUUAAUAGUUUUCUCUCCUAGCACCUCACUAUCCCACUGUGAUUCCUCUCCUGUAACUGUGUCACGUAAAAUACUAUGCCAUCAUUGUAAACUUUUCUAACAGCAUACUUCCCAUCUUACACUUUACCCCACUCGCCUUAGAAUGUAAGUUCCUUUGAGCAGGACGCUCAGCACGUUCUGUUACCAUACAUCUAACUGGUCUUGUUGCAACUGCUUGUUAGUUCCCCUAGUGUACAGUGCUGUGGAAUUUGUUGGCCCUUUGUAAAUAAUACAUAAGAAAUCAGAUAAAAUAGAGAACAAAAAAAGUAAAAAAAAAUAAAAAAUUAAUUGAGCAACUUGCUCCUAGUAUUGUGUCUUUAACUUGAAUGGUGUAAUCCAGAUGAAAAUAGUAUAUAAUAUUCGUGAAUAUCUUAUCCGCUUUAGGGUCUUGGGAGAGUGCAUAGUUUAGCUAAUGUAUUGUUUUCCUGCUGUCACAGGAAGAAAGUUCUCCUUCAGAAAACUCUCCUCCAGUCCUUGAUGCUCGGUAUGAAUCUGCAUGCCACCGCCUUGCCAAUGAAGCAGUGCGCCGAGGUGCUGCCGAUAAUGUCACUGUUCUGUUGGUACAGAUCCAACACUGAUAGAGUUGGAGGAUGGAUGGGGCCACACCACAGACGGAUCUAUUCACAGCUUUAAAACCUGUUGUAAAUAAGUUUUUCUAUCAUAUGUUCAAUAAGCAAAAAAUCAUUAGCAUUGUUAAUAUUUUACAGAAAGUUUGAUUUGUGUUUUAAAAAUUCUGUAGCAAAAUACAGCUACAGAAAUCUUGCUGAGUAUUUUUGCCCUGAGUGUAAGGUAUGUCUGUGAGAUUACAAGAAGAGCAAAGUGUCUUCAGUUUGAAGCGUGUGCUUUAUAAUGUAGUAUGUCAUUUUUAGGUGUGUAGCAGUAAAUAGCAAGAUUUUUUAUUUUAUUUUUUGUAAACGCCUACAUUUCUGCAUUAUGAAAUAGCACUUUGUGUUAAAAUGUCAACUGUGACUUGUAGAUUAAUGCAUGGUAUGUGUCAGAGAUACUGUGUAACUCGCUUCACCAUGACAUCUGUUAAAGUACUGCAAUGAAAUUUUUUUGUAUUAAAAAAAUGAAUGGCCGUCAUGUGAACUGGCGAUUGGUUUUCUUUAACAUUUACCUGUUGAUGCCUUAAUUCCAGCUCAGAAACAAUUUAAUAACUCUGCUCUGCAAACCGUUAGAAAAGCGUGUGUGGGGGUUAGUGAAAUCAUUGUGCUGCUUUGCAGCUCAAGACUAUUGGUAUUGUUGGCAGUGAACACAGUGCACGUGCCUACCAUCAACAUAGUGUGUAGUGGGAGAUAUUAGUUUAACAUGGUUGUCAAUCCAUGCUUUUUUUUUUAAUAGAGCACUCUUAAUUUGAUAUGUGAAUAAUUUAACAUCACAAACUGUAUGUAUUCAGGUUUCGUGACUAUUUUCUCUUGUCCUUCCUGCCCCAAUCUCCUUUUCUUCUCCUUCAUUUGACACAGUCUUCUUUUUCUUCUUACAUGGUCUUCUCUCCUCCUUGGCUCCUUCUGCUCCUUUACCUUUCUGCUUCUUGUGCU